AUGAUGGAAGAGCGGCGCAAUGCAGCGGGGCAAGCUAGGCAACCCCGGGCUGAACAAGAAGGGCCAAUCAUGCAACAACACGGGCGUACUGGAGAACCAAGAGAAGUCCGUGAAGCCAAAAAUCAGGGCAACGCGGCCAUCAGAGAUAUAGACAUAAUCUAUGGAGGUCCCACCGAUGGAGAUUCAGGCCGAGCGCGCAAGUCUCAUGAGCGCCGAUUGGAGAUCCAUGUUGUAGGGUGCAACCCGGAGCAAGCUAUUGGCCCAGUCAUCAGCUUUGGACCACAGGACCUGGAAGGAUUGGAGAUGCCCCAUGAUGAUGCCCUUAUCAUCAAAGCUAUUAUAGCUAACAACCGAGUGGUCAGAGUCUUCGUGGACACUGGCAGCUCUGUGAAUGUCCUGUUCAGGUUAGCUUUUGAAGAAAUACAGAUUAACACUAGUGAACUCCAGCCGGUGGCUACUUCUCUAUAUGGCUUUACUGGUAAUGAAGUAAGGCCCAUAGGUCAGAUCAAGCUGGCCAUAUCCUUGGGAAGCGAGCCAUUGGUCAGAACCAGGAGGAGCACCUUCCUCGUAGUUGACUCGCCCUCCUCUUACAAUGUCAUUCCGGGCUGA
Molecule: messenger RNA, 609 nt
Organism: Zingiber officinale
Lineage: Eukaryota; Viridiplantae; Streptophyta; Magnoliopsida; Zingiberales; Zingiberaceae
Exons: 1
Coding region: 1-609 (202 amino acids)
Source: RefSeq, a predicted model, not a curated record